GGCGGCGGUACAGCACGUGUGCGCCUGUCGCGGGCGGGCGACCGAGGCACGCGCCAGCUCGGUGGCCACACUGGGCCCUCCACCACCGGCUCCGGCUUUGAGCGCGCGACUGACGCGGCGCGCUACGGUACCGGUCCCAACGCCGCCACCACCGCCUGACGAACGACGACCGUUAAUCUGUGUACCGCUCUACUGUUUCGUAUUGUACUAUUUGUACUAUUGUGCGUUUACGCCGCGUCCCAUGCAGUCGUUCAGUUCAAACCGCUUUGCCGCGUUCAUUUUCCGCUGCAAUACAAUUAUUAUUAUUAUUGUUAUUAUUGUUGUUGUUGUUUGUGCAUAAUAUUAUGACACUUUAACCGUUUCGCCUGGUGUCUACAACGACAAACAAUAACAAUAUUUAACACUGUCCAGCAGUCACAACACGAAGAGAUUGUAUCGUUAUAUUAAUAAUAUUGUUACUACGCACAGUGUCAAUACGUGUGAAAUUUUUUCCUACCGUCAUCCGUCUGCCCUCCUAACGUAUUAUCGUAUCGUUUUCGGUGAAUUUUCGUGUCGUUUCUCGCUACGAACAUAAUAUUAUUACAAUUAUUAUUUUACCUACCGAUUGUCGCAAUACCACGCAACAAUAAUAAAAUAUAAUAAUACUAAUUAUAUUAUUAUUAUUAGCUUUACCAAUUAUCGUCUCUACUACGUACGACUGGCCAAUGGCGAACCGUUUUCACAUAACGCGUGUUGGAUUGAUCGAAACUUAAACUUUGGUAUCGAUGGUUUCGGAUAUGAUAAUAACACACCACGAAAACGCCAUGAAGGACAGACUGUCCGGCAAAUCGCAUACUGUGUCGGUACAGUUACCGCAGCAAAGGAACGCGGAGCAAUGUAAAAACCUCGACGGGGAAACGCAGCAAAAUGCUGAGAGAACUGGGCCGCACAGAAAUCAGAUGAAAAACGUCAGCAAAGAGGACCCGAUGUCACAUCGUAUAAUAGAAAAACGACGACGUGAUCGGAUGAAUAACUGCUUGGCCGAUCUAUCACGGCUGAUUCCAGCCGAAUAUAUGAAAAAAGGCCGAGGUCGAGUUGAAAAAACCGAAAUAAUCGAAAUGGCCAUCAAACACAUGAAGUAUCUCCAAUCUAUCGUUUCCUCGUMUGUCGGUAAUCAACCACCGCCACUUGAACCCUCAGAACCUCUGGAAACCGAAAAGUCCGAAAAUUCUACCGCCGAGAAACCCGGAAACUCCAUUUUAAUGACAGAACAGUACAAGAUGGGGUUUUUGGAAUGUCUGACYGAAACCAUGCAGUACCUCGUCGAGGAACAUAGGUAUCCUCCCAACAACGGGUUAUGCUUGUCACUCAUAAAUCACUUACAACAACAUUGUGCUCAGAUAAUCAAAGGAAAACAAGUGAUCCAUGACGUGAUGAAACAGAAUAUCGAGCUGGAAGUGAACAAAUUCAACUCGAACAUGCUAUCAUACCUGGACAGCGACGGAACUUAUGACGAAACCGGUCAACACAAACCUUCUUUGAAAAUCUCGGAAUCUCMUACGUCGACCAACGCGUCAUAUGACCAGGCACUAGCGGACAGGUGCAACAUGUCGUUCACGACGGACUCGUAUUCGUCCAACGGAUCCAUGUACAAGUUCAAGAYGGACAUCAAACAGCGGUUCAGCGCCGAGAACAGCGGUGAAGACUUGGCCGAUUACUACGCGCCGGACAAGAAACGUCGCCGGAAAGAAUCGUCUGAUUACACCGAAGAUUGCAGACAGGAAGUGCCGAUAUUUGCGCUUCACGCCAACGGGUCGUACUACAUACCGCUGACAGUCAMUAGAGACAUCAUACCGCCUAUCAUGGAUCACUCGCUGACCGAAAACCGUUCGUCGGCCAUCGUACACCCGAUAUCGAUUUCGGUAAACUUCCAAGCGACCAAUCAGUUCAGAAGAACGGCGUAGUCCCGACGGCGCGUGGUGGAUGGAUCACGGCGCCGACAUGUAACUGCUAGGUGCAGAGGCACAGCGCGGGGCCGGGGCUGCUGACUGAAAUAUAUCGACACAAGAAACGACGAAUCGGAACAAAAUUGGCGCCCUCAGCCAUAAUAAUAAUAUAAUAUUAUGAUGUUUCGCGAUUUUUGUGUUAUCCRCCGUGGAGCUCUUAUUACACAUACGUAGUGCGACCGCCCGUGGUUUUGUUUUAUAUUCAGAAAACACUUUUGGGCUCUAAAACUUGUCUGAAUAUUUCUAAAAACUGCACUUUUUGAGGGUGCCUAUAAGAAAUCUUACACAAGAAUUAUACAUUUAUUUUAUGGAUACUUGCUACUUGGAUCCCAUUUUAGCAAUACUCGAUAGUGUAUAAGGUUUAAAAUCGAAAAACUAAUAAAAACUACUAGGUAAUAAAUAUUGUAAUUUGAAUUCAGUGCAGAAGGCAACAUAAUUGUUUUUAUUAAUUACCUCCCAGGAAAACAGAAAAUUGUCAGGAACCCCUAUAUCCCUUAUCCCUCCUACACCGGCAAUAUAUAUUCAUACGCACCAUUACCUGUUUYGGGAAUGUGACUCUGGACUAGGCUCCGUCUUAAAAGCUUAACGUUAAUCAAUAUAUUGUCGGCUCUAUAGUGUUAUUUUAAAUGUGUAUGUAUCUUAUAGAGUAUAUAAAUAAAAUAUCAUUAUAGGUA
This is a messenger RNA of Diuraphis noxia (Russian wheat aphid), 2659 nucleotides long. RefSeq lists its product as uncharacterized. Gene Ontology annotation, biological process: regulation of DNA-templated transcription. Gene Ontology annotation, molecular function: protein dimerization activity; DNA binding. NCBI's taxonomy places the organism in Eukaryota, Metazoa, Arthropoda, Insecta, Hemiptera, Aphididae. The record is from RefSeq and is a predicted model, not a curated record.